Syngnathus acus (greater pipefish) is the source of this 4770-nucleotide messenger RNA. RefSeq names its product ubiquitin specific peptidase 40 (gene usp40). Gene Ontology annotation, molecular function: cysteine-type deubiquitinase activity; cysteine-type endopeptidase activity. The transcript is spliced from 30 exons. The record is from RefSeq and is a predicted model, not a curated record. Gene Ontology annotation, cellular component: cytosol; nucleus. Gene Ontology annotation, biological process: protein deubiquitination. Lineage: Eukaryota; Metazoa; Chordata; Actinopteri; Syngnathiformes; Syngnathidae.
AUGUUUGGGAAUCUUUUUGAGGAGGAUGGCGAUGAGGCUGAAGGAGCCUUCUCCUCUGGGGGGACGAGAGUUGCCAAAGCGGGAGACGAGCCCCCAGCUCCCCGAGGAAGAAGCAAACUGUGCGGCAUUCGGAACCAGGGAGGGACGUGCUACCUCAACUCCCUGCUCCAGACCCUCCUCUUCACCCCUGAGUUCAGAGAGGAGCUCUUUGCAUUGGGGACUGAUGAGUUAGGAAGCCUUGAAGAUAAAGACAAACCUGGGGCCAAAGUCCGUGUCAUCCCUCUGGAGCUUCAGAGACUUUUUGCCCGUCUCUUGCUUGUGGACCAACAGAGCGCCUCCACGGCAGACCUCACUGACAGCUUUGGCUGGAACAGCAAUGAGAGAACAAACCAACACGACGUGCAAGAACUGAACCGGAUUCUGUUCAGCGCUCUGGAGAAAUCCCUUGUGGGCACCUCCGGCAGCACGCUCAUCCACCGCCUGUACCACGGCAUCAUCGUCAACAGCAUCGCUUGCAAGGAGUGCGGCAACGUUAGCCAACGACAGGAGGACUUCCUGGAUCUGACGACGUGCGUCUGCGGCAUGUCCAGUCUUGAGGAGGCUUUGUGGAGCAUGUUUGUGGAGGAGGAGUUGUUCCAAGGCAAUAAUCUGUACAGAUGUGCAAUGUGUGACAAAUUGGUCACUGCUGCUAAGUCUGCCAAGUUGAAGAAGCUCCCCCCGUUCAUGACCAUGUCCUUGCUGAGGUUCAGCUUUGACUGUAAUAAGUGCGAGCGCUACAAAGAGACGGGCCGCUACAGCUUCCCCCUCACCAUCAACCUACGGCCAUUUUCUCAACAGACGGACGGAGAUGAUGCCGACUACUCCUACGAGCUGUUCUCCGUCAUUAUCCACAAGGGCGGCUGCUAUGGCGGCCAUUAUCACGUUUACAUUAAGGACAUCGAGUGCCUAGGUGUCUGGGAGCCGGCGGUGAGAUAACAAAAAAACAUAAUGCAGGACUGGAUCCAAGAAUCAAACUAAUCUCCUCUGUGUGUUUGUCAGGAGGAUGACACCGACAAAAAAAAGGCUCCUCUGAAGGCCAAACAGCGAGUGAAGGACCUGCCUGAGAGCAAACUCAAUGAAAAUGACCCUCUGAGUGUCCUCACUGCUAUUAUUGAGCAGGAGCCAUCUAAGAGCAUCCGGUUAGACCAAUUGGGUCAGAAACUCAUGGAGAAGCUCGGUUCCUCUUGGGGCAAAGCCUUUAAGAAAGACUAUGGCCCCAUUGCCAAGUUCCUGCAGUCACACAGUGAUGUUUUCAUGUUGGUAUCCAACGGUGCCCAAGUAGCACUGAAGACAGAAAGCCCCAUGAGCGAGCCCCCUGGUCCUGCCGACCCCCCCGCCGCUGCAGGCCCACAAGGUGACACCGUUGCCGAACUGGAGCGCCAACAAGAGGCGAGCCACUGGUUUGACCUGAACGACUCCGCCGUGACCUCUAUCCGGGAGUCGGACAUUGAGAAGCAGUUCCAGGGCAAAGAGAGCGCCUACAUGCUGUUCUACAGGAAGAGUCAGCUGCAACGGCCCACAGAAGCACUGAGCAGCCCUCACUAUAAAGUUCCUCAUCAUCUCAUCCAGAUGGCACAGGAAGAGAACGUCAAGCUACAGCAGAUGCGGGAGGACUAUGAGGCCAGCAAUAACCACGUGGAGCUGCGUGUCCACCUGGCCUCUUCUUAUAGGCUGAUCAACGGAGCCCUGCAGCCAAUCAACAGCGAGCCCAAUCCCGGCACUGCACUUCUUUUCGACCGCAGAAAGACUGUGGGAGAGUUGCGAUUGGCUAUCUAUGAGCAACAAGAACAAUGGGAGGGUGACAUGGUUGUGACCUUGGCCAAGAUGCUUCCAGCAGGUCUUCACCUGUACAACACCCUCACAGAUGACAGCGUGUCACUGUGCAGUGCAGGCAUCAAUACAAACCCUGACUUGUUUGUAUGGAAUGGACUCGAGGUAUGCGGCGCAAGUGUCCUAACCGGAGUCGAAUGGGAGCCGGUGCUGCUCACCGUCGUCCGACCCUCCGUAGAGGCGCGAGAUGAGCCGGAGGGGCCGGCGAUCGACGAGACGGGCGACAGUACGAAUGGCGGCGAGGGUCUCAAAAAAGAGGCGAGGGCGUUCGCCGGCGGCGCCACCCUCAGUGAAGUGCGGGAAGCUCUGGGCGAGCCCGCCGGCAGUCUGCUGUGUCAGGAGCAGACGGACGCCAAAGGAGGACAGCGUGGGGGCGGAGGCUCCAGCGGGUGGCGGAUGUUUUCGCCCGACGACAUGGUCCGGACCCUCAAGGAGCUGUCGCUUAAAGAUGGCGACGCCAUGCUGGUGCUGGAGCCGCAGUCUUUUGAUAACGGCAUGUUCACCGUCAACGGAGACGUGAUCACCGUGAUGACGCCGUCCGAUUGUCGCUGGCUCCAAGUGGAUUUUCAACCGCAGGGUGGCGGCGACGCGGACGAGAGGCGUAGAGUCAAGGUUCCCGCCGCGGGCGACAUGCUGCUGUGUGAGGUCAAACAGAGAGCCAUAAAGGAGCUGCAACUCCCAGGUGCAGACUGCUGCUUGCGACAGAUGGACAUGAGUGGGAAACUCCUUCCUCCAGUAUGCGAGGACCUGUGCGUGCGCGACGCCGGCGUGCGGCUCAUGACCACCAUGAUGCUUUGCGUGGGACGUGCCCCCAAGGCUUCGCAGCUUUUCCUGCACUUUUCUGUGGGUUCAGCGCCACCUACUGGAAUACUGGAGAUGGACAUAAACAUAGAGAAGACCUGCACUGGUAAAGAGUGUCUACAGAUAGCGCUUAAUGCUUUUGGAAUCGAUGGAACCUGUUGGCACUUGAGAAGGCUCGACUGGUGUGAGGAGUUGGGAGAGCCGCUGAACGACGAGGAUGCAUCUCUGUCAGAGUUGAAGAUAAACAACGGAGAAACACUCGUCAUCUCAGAAGGACGACUUCCUCCAAAAGGCUUUCUUGAGCUGUCCGUCUGGCUGUAUCGAGGACCUGUUUCCAUAGCAACAGAUAAGAACCACACUGACAACGGCCCAGCUGAGGAGGAUCACGCCGCAGAUCAAACUGAUUCUCACCCAUCCGAUCUUACGAGUGUCGGCCAGGUGGAGAUAUCAGUCGAAGGCAGUCUGGAGGACCUCAAGACUCAGGUGUUGACGCUUCCAGCUUUACAGAACGUGUGUGUGCCCGCAAACCUUUUGCGGGCGUGGGAGAUGGAGGGACGCAGCUUGGCUCGCAUCCUCAGAGGAAACCAAAUCACACUCAGGAAGCUCAAGAUAACCAGCGGCUCAAAUAUUUGUGUGCAACAGCUGUUGAAAGCGGAAGACCUCGGCCCCAAGGAAAUUGUGCUGAAUGUCAAGAUGGGAGUACCAGGGAAGCGCUGCUACCAUCCGGCAGAGGAGCUGAUCUGGGACGCUUCGAGGGACCCAUCGCCCGCCAGCUUGCGUACCUUCGUGGCUGAGAGCUACGGCUUGCCCGCUGCCUCUCUUCGGUUGGCCAAGCAGCGGCCGCACAAACAUACCUGGGAAGAAAUCUGCAGCUGGAGCAGCCAACUUUCCAAGAAGAAAAAGAAGAAAAAGACAGAUUCACUAUUAGGAGCACCGUUUCAUCUAAAGGAUGGCGAUGUGAUAGGUGUCAGGAACCUUUUGAUUGACAGCAAGGACUUUGACAUUUGGGAGGACGAACAAGAGCAAGCAGAGCAACAACACAAAGGAGAUCGGGCUGGAGGCUCAAACUGCGCUGGAUCACAAACAAAGGCGCCCAAAAGGCCCGAGGUGGCGCUAUCCAUCAAUGUCGGCGUCUUCAGCAGCAACUGCCACUAGCGCACAGCCGAUGGCGCCCUGUUGCAUAACAGAGACAAUCCUCGAAGAAGAACUGGAAAGCUUCUUGAAAGUUUAUUGACCAGCCACUCAAGUACCAACAAUACUGUAGAUUGUACAUAAUGUGGUUGGAACUUUUUGUUUAAUUCAGGAUAACGAUGUAACGCUUCAAAAUGGAACGAGAGGGAGAAGAGGCCUUUACUGUACAUUGACGAGCAUCGGUGCCGUUGACCCUCCCUACCUCACUCUUGCAGUCUACCUCCGCUGACCUCCCCCCGUGUUUUUUUAAGCGCAUCAAACUGCCAACCAAUCCUGAAAUGUUAAAGGUCCCAUGCAACUAUUUUUUAUUUAGGUUUUUAAAUCUCUUUUAAGAUCGUUUAUGUCAGAUUUGCAAGAUAAUUAUAAAUAUGUGAAUGAGCUUUUCUCUGAUUGGUUCGGUUAGUUACCAAUAUGUGGCCGUCUUGUGGCUUCAGUCUCGGUCAUGUCCCAGACUUGCCUUGACCUAAGUUGGACAUGAAAUGAUGCAAAAAUUGGAUUGUGGUAGGAUUUGACCUUUCAUCAUUAUUUAUUUUGGGGGUUUCAAGUAUUGGAAAAAAAAAAAACAAUCUUCAUUGGCUAAACGGUUUAAAGAAACUUUUGAAAGCAUUUUGCAGGGGCACCAAUGUUUUUUUUAAUAACUUGUGAUGGUCUGCAAAAGUAAAUAUUUAUCUUGGAAAAUUAAAUGUUCUUGCAUGGGCUGUGUGAAUUUGUAAUUCAUCAGUAUGACAUUUUUGAAUGAGAAAAAUAUCUUUUUGUUUUGUUGCUGUAAUAAUCUCACUGUAAGCAGUGCCAACAAUUAUGGCUGAUGAUAAAUGAUCAGAACAUAUUUUAGAGUAUUUUCCUCAAUAGGUUUUACUGUAAAAUGUAUUAUCCAAAUAAAAGUAUCCAGAAUAAACGUAUUCAAUUUUG